Messenger RNA from Perca fluviatilis (European perch), 772 nucleotides. RefSeq names its product protein SPO16 homolog. Lineage: Eukaryota; Metazoa; Chordata; Actinopteri; Perciformes; Percidae. Gene Ontology annotation, cellular component: chromosome. Gene Ontology annotation, biological process: reciprocal meiotic recombination; synaptonemal complex assembly. The transcript is spliced from 5 exons. The coding region runs from base 245 to 763 and encodes 172 amino acids. The record is from RefSeq and is a predicted model, not a curated record.
UUUUAUUGUUAGCCAUGAAAAGGUUAGAAAAGCCAUGAAGUGUUGCUUGACGAUACCGCAUAGAUAUAUAGACGAUACCGCAGCGGCUUCUCGUGGCUUUCUGUUAGCAUGACAAAGCUGGUGCUGAGUUCAAGAUAUAGAGGCGGCAGUCUCGUGUGAAUGCACCGCGAGGACAUUAACGUUAGUUUGAGGAUUUCAUUAUCAGAACUGCGCUAUUAAUUUGCCUUACGGCGAACAGUGGGUAAUGGCAACAAACAAAGAAGCAAUUCCUCUGUGGAAAACAACGAUAAUAGUCAGCACGUCACUCCAGAACCAUGACACAAUCAGGAUGAUUAGCGCGCAGCAGCACCGAAUCAGAUUUUCAGACAGUGUUGAGUCCGGAGCCUUUAUUUUUCCUCUGUCAGGUACAGCAUUUCUGUUGGUUGACCCUCAAGACCUCCUGGAGCAUUUUGAGGAAUCUGGACUCAUUAAGAGGAUAAGGACAUUUGUGCAAGUACACCGGAACAGCUUUCUACUUCUAUAUGCCCCCUUUAAUGGGAAAAAGGAAUUGGAAAUCUUGUCGGUGAUUCAACUGAGAUUCUUUGGCAGCAAUCUCAGGAUACUGCCUGUGCGAAACAAUGCAGAGAUUGUCAAAGGAAUGUUGACAAUUGCCAAGGCCACCAGUAAGCCCCAUGUAGACAGUAUCCGUGACCGGAUGUCUCUGGCUCGGGCUCACAUCAUUGAAAGCAGUCCUGUGUGGGAGAUGCUUAGGGACAUUCUAUAAAGCUCAGCA